Colius striatus (speckled mousebird) is the source of this 1341-nucleotide messenger RNA. RefSeq names its product forkhead box L3 (gene FOXL3). Gene Ontology annotation, molecular function: DNA-binding transcription factor activity, RNA polymerase II-specific; RNA polymerase II cis-regulatory region sequence-specific DNA binding. The transcript has 3 exons. Gene Ontology annotation, biological process: cell differentiation; regulation of transcription by RNA polymerase II; anatomical structure morphogenesis. Lineage: Eukaryota; Metazoa; Chordata; Aves; Coliiformes; Coliidae. The record is from RefSeq and is a predicted model, not a curated record. Bases 18 to 776 code for a protein of 252 amino acids.
GAGCUAGGAGCAGGACGAUGUUUGACAACACGCAGUACCCCUAUAACUGCUUUAAUUAUGAUGGGGAUGAUUAUCCUACCUGUAGUUCUGACGAAGAGAAAAAAUUCACCAGACCGGCGUACAGCUACAUUGCCUUGAUUGCAAUGGCCAUCCAGCAAAGUCCUUCAAAUAAAGUCACCCUCUCUGGCAUUUAUGACUUUAUAAUGAAGAAAUUUCCUUACUACAGAUCAAAUCAAAGAGCCUGGCAGAACUCCAUCCGGCAUAACUUAUCGCUUAACAGUUGUUUUGUAAAGGUUCCCAGAACAGAAGGGAAUGAGAAGGGAAAAGGAAACUAUUGGAGCUUUGCAUCAGGAUGUGAAUCCAUGCUGGAUCUCUUUGAAAAUGGGAAUUACAGACGAAGAAGGAGGAGAAGAAAUGUGAAAAGAGAACAUAAGGAGCAGAGACCAAGCGGAGGGAAAAGUCCUUCAUCCCCUGAUAUGUCUUCUAUCAACUCUGCUUUAAACAACAUUUCCUCUUCUGAAAGUAAACAUGAAAAAAUUGAAUCGAGCCCAAGAUUACAGGAGUCUCAUGGGUUUGCUCCAAACAGCAUGACCAACAGGCAGAGCCUAAGCAAUUCCUCCUUAGCAAAAUCGGAUUCUGAAAUUAAAUUCAGCAUCGAUUACAUCCUUUCAGCACCUGACCCUUUGCCUGUCCUGAGAUCUCAAUAUAAUAUGCAAGAAAAUAAAUACCAUCUACGGGAGGCCCAGCAAAUUAAUCUCCAGUUCUGGACAAUGUGAUGUUAUUUUAUUUGUGGUAAUAAAGUCUGAGUUGCAGUGUAUUCAGUAGCCUCAUGUCACUGAAAAUCAGCCGCCUGCCUCCUCAUUUUCUUCCUGCACAGUACUCUGAAAGGGUUACUGAUUCACCAGCUGAUACUCUGUCUGUACCCAAAGAACUUUGCUAAGAUUAAAGCAUAAAUAAGUUACCAAUAUCAGUUUUCACUAUGCUGAAAUUCAUGAAAUUCUGGCUUUGUUUUCUAAACUGUCAUGGACAUCAUUUAACACUACAAAGAAUUUCCUUUCUCAGGCAGAAUCUGACAGAAAAUAAGACUUGCUUAUCAUCCAUUGCUUUAUUAAAGACAAAGUGAAUUUGAUUCCACUUCCACUGGUGGAAAUUAGGAUUAAUUCCACUGAAAUAUAUAGGUCAGAACUUAAGCUGAUCUGAAACAGUGUAAUUCUGUCGACUUACACUGGCUGAGAAUGUAAGGGGGAAGGCUUUCUCUUCAUAAAAGGAAUCAUAGAAAAUCACUCUGUCUUCCUUUAUUUUUUGUUUUAAAAUCAUGUUUCAAACUGUUAUGCAUCUUUA